AUGGUAUUUAAGAGGAAACGCUCUAGGAGAGGAAGAGGGGAGUAUAUUCUGAGUGAAUCUGAAGGAGCUGACACUUUUAUAAAUAACAGCGAUUACCUGGAUCAAGAACAAUACAAGAGUAGUAAUGUGGGUGAAAGCUCAUCAACUGCGAGCCCAAGGAUACCUUUAGGUAAUGUGGAUAAAGAAACCGUAGCGAGUCAACUGGAGAGAGUUGAAGAGAACCAAAUCAAGGACCUACAUGGGCAAAACCAGUUGGAGACAAAUUCGACGCGAAAAGAGAAGAUUCAGGAUGAGGGCAGAUCUCGACAAGACUCGAUCACAAGCGAGGACCAGAACUCUCUUACCCUGAUAAACUGUGAUAGUUUAGAUCCCGUGAAUUUUAAAACAGCAAAUGAGGAACGCGCUUUACCACUAAAUAGUUUAAAAAUCGGUAGCGAUAUGGAAUUGUCGUCUCUGUCUUCCAUAAAGCCUCCUUCAAGCUAUUCUCAACAGAAAUCAGAUAUCUUACUACUGUCUCCUUCAAAGAGACGAGAAAACACAACACUGGCCCCAAAUACUAAUGAACCGAGAUUGGUGAUAAAUAAGUUGAUUCUUACUAAUUUCAAGUCAUACGCCGGAGAACAAAUUAUUGGGCCCUUUAAUGCAUCUUUUUCGGCAGUAGUAGGACCAAAUGGUAGUGGAAAAUCCAAUGUAAUAGACUCCUUACUUUUUGUCUUCGGCUUUAGAGCUCUGAAGAUGAGACAAGGAAAAUUAUCAGAAUUAAUUCAUAAUUCUGUCGAUGGGAUGAAAUUGGACUUCUGCCAGGUUGACAUCCACUUUCAUAAUGUAAUUGACUCCUCAGACGGUAAUGAAGUUCAAGUUGUUCCUAGCUCAGAGUUAGUGAUUAGCCGACGAGCUAAUAAAAACAAUUCUUCUCAGUAUUUCAUAGACGGGAAAUCAAGUACUUAUACAGCAGUAACUAAUCUUCUCAUGAGAAAAGGCGUCGACUUGCACCAUAAAAGAUUUUUGAUUCUACAAGGGGAAGUAGAAUCUAUUGCUCAAAUGAAAGCAAAAGCUGAACGUGAAAAUGAUGACGGAUUGCUUGAGUAUCUCGAGGAUAUAAUUGGAACUUCACAAUACAAAGAGCUAAUCGAACAGGCACUACUGAAGGUAGAAGAGCUUAAUGAGGUGUGCCUUGAGAAAGAAAACAGAGUCGUUCUCGUAGAAAAAGAUAAGGAUCAAUUGGAAGAAAAGAAAGAUGAUGCUUUAAAACUUUUAGAGGCCGAGAAAACUUUGGCCCUAAAGAAGUCAAUACAUCUUCAAAAUAAUAUUAUGAAAAACAAGCUUAGGGUAGUGGAGAAUGAGAAGCAUGUUACUCAACUAAACACAAAGUUAUAUGAAGAAAAAGAGUCAAACCGAAAGUUGAUGGAUUCAGUCAAAGAUUUUACGGAUAAACAAGCGUCCAUUUCAAAGACUAUUUCAGACUUGAAUAACAUGCUAAUUCCGUUACAGAAGAAGCAAAAGACCGUUAAUAAAUCUAAGGUUUCUCUUGAAGAAAAAAUCAAAAAUAUAAAUACUAAAAUCAAAAAGGCAACUAAGGCUAGAGAACUGCUGGACCAUAUCUUGACAUCUUCAAAUCAUAAACUCGAAAGCUGCGAAAAACUAAUAUCUCAGUAUUCAGAUGAACUAGUGCAACUAACAAGUGACCUUGAAGCAGAAAAAGUAACUUUAGAUGAUAUCAGAAAGAAGAUGAAGGAUAAGACUUCCCAGUUUAGCAACGAAAUAGAAUCUCUCCAAACAAAACUCGAACCGUGGAAUGACAAACUCAAAAUAAACGAAAGUGCUCUACAGUUGAUCAAUUCUGAGAUUGAGAUAUUUCAAAGCGAGAAGGAAAGUUCAACUAAACAUCUAGAAGAUGCAAGACAGAGAUUAUUGCACAUAAAAGGUGAGGGAAAAUCAAAAGAGGCUGAACUAAGAGACUCGGAAGCAACUUUAUCACAAAUUGAAAAACAGAUUAAACUCGGAGAGGAGCAAUGCGGAAGGGAUAAAAGUCUUCUUGAUCAAGGUUUACAGAAGCUAAGUGCUUUAAGGCAGAAAACUCAGGAAGUUCUGACAUCAGUUUCUAAUAGACAAAAUAAGGACAGAGUCUUGUCAGGUUUAGCUAGACUAGCAAAAUCAGGACGAAUCGAAGGCUAUUACGGUAAACUAGGUGAUUUGGGUGUCAUUGAUGAUAAAUACGAUAUUGCGAUAUCAACCGUAUGCCCAGGAUUAAGCUCAAUAGUCGUUGAAACUGUCGAAACAGCACAGGCUUGUAUUGAUUACUUGCGUAAAAGCAAGCUAGGGUAUGCAAAUUUCAUUUGCUUGGAUAAGUUAAGACAGUUCAAUCUAUCACCUAUUCAAACUCCAGGAAAUUCGAGCACUGUGAAAAGAAUAUUUGACUUGAUUCGUCCCCAAAGCCCAAAAUUUGCCCCGGCAUUUUAUAGUAAGCUAUAUAAUACCUUAGUUGUUUCUAACCUCGAAGAGGCAAAGAGAGUUGCAUAUGGACCUAAAAGAUGGAAAGUUGUCACUUUGGAUGGAAAAGUUGUCGAUACAUCUGGUACUAUGUCGGGGGGUGGAAAUUUUUCUGCAAAGGGUGGGAUGCGCUUAUCAAACUCACGGAAUGAUUCCAUGGAAAUAUCAGAGGAGGAAAUAGAACCUCUAAAGGAGAGUUUAAGGAAAGAGGAACUUAACUAUGAACUUGCUAGUUCCGAAUAUCAAGAAAAGCUCCUGAAGCUCUACAAGCUCAAAGAAAUGAAGCCUGAUACGGAAUUCAAAAUUUCAAAGUUAAAACUCGAUAUUGAAGCCUUAAUAGCUGAUAAACAAGAGGCCCUGGCCUUUUUGAAAGGAUUGCUUGCUGAAAGUGGUGCCAAGACUAAAGACUCAACAAAGUUGGAGGAACGUAUCGCUUGCAAAGAAAUCGAAAAAGAUAAUCUUAUCAAUGAAAAGAAAGAAUUAAAGUCCCAGAUGGUUGAGUUAGAAGAAAAAAUUAAUGCUUUGGAGGAGAAAAUUAUGGAAGCUGGUGGAGUCGAAUUGAGGUUACAAAAUUCGAAGGUGGACUCAAAUAAACAAAAGAUUGAAAUUAUCAGUGAAAAGGUAUCCAAUGAAAAAAUGCAAGCGAGAAAAUUACGGAAUGAUAUAUCUAGACAUCAGAAGAUCUUGAAUGAGGUUGAAUCUGAACUCAAAGAUACGGAUACUGAGUUGGAAUGUGUUAAGAAAAUUCAAGGAGAGAAAGAUGAAGAGAUAUCGAAUAUUUCAUCUCAGAUAACUGCUAUUGAAUCCGAAAAGGAAUCAAAAGAUGAGGAGUUAGAGACCCUUAGAAAUGAGUUAGAGGAAAAGCAAAGACAAAUUAACGAAGCAAGGUCUGCCGAGAUCGAAUUGGAUAAUGAGGUCGAAAAAUAUAAACUAAUUCUUCAAAAGUCACGAGCUAAACUUGAAGAUGAUGAAGAGAAUCUCAAAUCUAUAUUAAUUAAAGACACUACACCCUAUAUAGAUUGGCUAGAUGAGGAAGAAAGAAAAAAGUAUGAUAGAACUACAUUUGAGGUGCUAUCUGAAGAACUGAUUAAAGACAUCGAUAUUGAUGAAAUAAAUACAGAGAUCGAGGAAUUAGAGAAAGUUGUCAGCAGCAUUAAAGUUGAUAUUGAUGUUCUUAAAGAAUAUGGAACGAAGAAAAACGAAUUUGAAAAGCGUCGAAGUGAUCUUAAUGGUGCAGUCGAGGAAAGAGACCAAUUGAAGUCUUAUUGUGAAGAAUUGAAGAGGAAAAGACUUGACGAAUUCAUGAAGGGGUUCAAUACUAUCUCAAUGUCUUUGAAAGAGAUGUACCAAAUGAUAACGAUGGGCGGCAAUGCAGAACUUGAGUUAGUCGAUAGCUUGGACCCUUUUUCGGAAGGUAUUAUGUUCAGCGUGAUGCCUCCGAAGAAGUCCUGGAAAAAUAUUUCAAAUCUUUCUGGUGGAGAAAAGACUUUAAGUUCGUUGGCUUUAGUCUUUGCAUUACAUAAAUACAAACCUACUCCGCUUUAUGUCAUGGAUGAAAUUGAUGCGGCGUUGGAUUUCAGGAACGUGUCUAUAGUAGCUAAUUACAUCAAAGAGCGUACAAAAAAUGCACAGUUUGUGGUCAUAUCUUUAAGAAAUAACAUGUUUGAGUUGGCUCAACAAUUAGUGGGCAUUUACAAAGUUAAUAACAUGACAAAGAGUAUUUCACUACAAAACAAGGAUUUCUUGAUCCAAGCUUAA
Molecule: messenger RNA, 4248 nt
Organism: Priceomyces carsonii
Lineage: Eukaryota; Fungi; Ascomycota; Pichiomycetes; Serinales; Debaryomycetaceae
Gene: SMC4
Product: condensin subunit
Exons: 1
Coding region: 1-4248 (1415 amino acids)
Biological process (GO): mitotic chromosome condensation
Cellular component (GO): condensin complex; chromosome
Molecular function (GO): protein binding; ATP binding
Source: RefSeq, a predicted model, not a curated record